This is a messenger RNA of Bubalus bubalis (water buffalo), 3278 nucleotides long. RefSeq lists its product as uncharacterized. The transcript has 9 exons. Lineage: Eukaryota; Metazoa; Chordata; Mammalia; Artiodactyla; Bovidae. The coding region runs from base 58 to 1302 and encodes 414 amino acids. The record is from RefSeq and is a predicted model, not a curated record.
CCCUUGAAUAAAAGGCCAGGGCACCUUGGUCCUUCUUCCUCCUCUCCAGCCUGGAUCAUGUUCUGGCUCCCCCCACUUCUAGUGCUCCUGGGAGCGCUGGCAGUCCCAGAAGGGACCACCAAGACGUGUCCAGUCUGCCCUUUGCUGGGAAACUGCAUAGAGAAAACCUGUCCUCCGGCCCAGGACUCCUGCUUGCUUAGCCAGUUGCAGCUGGCAAAUGGGACUGUCAUCAAGAAUGGGUCCUGCGUGGCCCCUGGGGACUGUCGAAAAGAUGUCUACUCCUUGACCUACGGUCCUGGCUUGAGUCUCUGGAUCCGCACAGCCUGUUGUGAAGAGAACUGUAGCAGUGUUACCCCACAAGAAGCAAGACCCAGCGCCCAGCCCAACGGGGUGCAGUGCCGCUACUGCCCCAGGAAUAAGUUGGCCCAGGGUGACUCCCUUUCGGUCAUGAACUGCACUGGAAACCAGACUGUGUGUUUCACCCUCAGUGGGACAUGGCAUGGAGGGACCCUCCAAACCCUGAAAGGCUGUGCUACACCAGAGAUCUGCCACCUACAAGCGAACACCACCCUGGGCCCGGAAGCGUCUGGAUUUCGUCUCAUCACCAAGCCCAAAUGCAGCCGUGUGACUCCUACCACCCAGCCAGGUCCCUACACAGCCCACAGCAAGGCUAAGGUCACCACGUGCUUCACCUGCUCAGACCUCCACCAUUGCAGCCCUCUCCCCUGCACUGAAGAUAGGAACCACUGCCUUCAGACGGUGGGCAUCACAGUCCUAGGCGCAACUAACUCUGUCGCUUGGAGAAAUGGUUCCUGUGUGGCCUCCAAGGAUUGCACACCUGCCAACUCCAUCUCUGCCUUGACCUACAGUAUUGGUUUCGGCUUCUGGGUCAACACCACCUGUUGUCAAGGCAACUGCCAAGAGCCCAGUCCUCUUGCCGCCCUGCCAGGCUCAAGCACCCUGAGUAAGUUCCUGUGCCCUACAUGUCCUGGGGGCCACUCGGGGCCCUGCAGCCCCUCCUUCUACAUGCAGUGUCCCAGCAGGGAGAGCGAGUGUAUCCACAUAAACCUGGUGUCCGAAGUAGGCGGCCGGAACCUGAGCGUGCGCGGCUGCGGCACCCGCGACCUGUGCCAGGAAGAGGGUUUCCCGGCACUCCCGGGCCACCGGCUGGCCGGCCCGCCCGUCUGCAACGCCAGGCAACGCGCCAUCCUGGACCCCAAGUGCCACUCGGGCGCGGCGCUUGGCCUCCGCCUCGCCCUGCCGGUGCUGACCGUCGCGCUGGGCACCGCGACCCUCUCCUGAGCCAGCCCGCCUGCACCCCCGACCCCCUCCUCGAAGCCUCCCUGCUUGUUCUGCCAGAUGGUGCCCCUCUACUAGGGCAUUUCUAGGGGUUUGGAAGCUUCCGGUGAGAAAGUGCAAAAAAGCAGGGGUGAGCCUCCUCCCUCAGACUAAGAGAUUCCCCAAAGCUAGUCCUCUUUCUUCACUCUGGGACCCCAGAGGCUGUGCUUCUUCCCUCGGACUAGGGCUUCCUCAAGUCUGGUCCUCUUUCCUCACCAUGGGCCUCAAAGGCUAUGCCUCCUUUCUCAGAGUAGGCUGUUUUUCCUCCUCGGAUGAGAGAUGCUUCCAUGGUUACACAUUCUCCUUCCUACUGGGGGGCCCAAAGACUAAAUAAACAUCCUUCCUCAAACUAGGAGGUUCCCAAUACCAGGCUAUUCCCUCAGACUGUAUCUCUUCUCACAAACAUUAGAGAACAGCUCCUCCUUCUCUUUCCCUCUUCAGGGUCUAGUAAAGUCCUGGCAGCCAACCUGGGGCUUGAGGACAAAAUACACCCCCUCCUCAGGCUUUCAGAGCAGCACAUUCCACCCCCACUAUGGGCCCUCUUCAGUCUCAGCACAGUCUCUCAGCUGUGCUGUUGUUCAGUUGCUAAGUUGUGUCCAAUUCUUUGCAACUCCAUGGACUUCAGCACGCCAGGCUCCCUUGUCCACCAUCUCCCAGAGUUUGCUUAAAUCCCUUCCAAUAAACAUUCAGAGUUGAUUUCCUUUAGGACUGACUGGUUUGAUCCUAGCUGUCACCAAAACUGAAUGAAUCGCAUUGCACAGUGCCUAGUGGUUUGAACCUCCUUUUGCUGACACUGCAGCCUCAAGUGGGCCCCCCGAUGUCUCUAUACCCUGGGGAUUCCGAUGGCAAGGUCUGGGAGCCUUGAGAUCAUAUGCUCAAUGUGGAGUGAGCAUCAUUUUAGAGCAAGCUUUGGAUCCAAAGGACGGAGCAGAGAGGUAUAAUAAAAUCGAGGAGCUCACCGCAGGCAGAAUGCCAGGAACAUUUGCUUGCAGCUGAAAGUAAUAGAAAGUCCAACGAGAAGAACUGAAAUGAUUCAUUUAACAAAAAUGUAUUGAUCACAAUACUAUAUACAUCAAGCACAAUUGUAGACACGGGGGACACUGAGUAAACAAAAUCUCUUGCUCUCAGGAAGUUUACGUUUUUAUGGGAGAGGAAGAUAAUAAACCUCUCAUUUGGGUUUCCCUGGUGGCUCAGAUGGUAAAGAAUCCACCUGCAAGACAGGAGACCCGGAUUCGAUCCCUGGGUCGGGAAGAUCGCCUGGAGAAGAAAAUCUCAACCCACUCCAGUAUUCUUGCCUGAAAAAUCCCAUGGACAGAGGAUCCUGGUGGUCUACAGUCCAUGGGGUCGCAAAGACCAAGUGACUAACACUUCACUUCAUGAUAUUCCAGACCGUAAUGAGUAAUCUGGAGAACACAGUUUGGAAAAAGAAGUGGGGAUGCUGCCAAAGGGGUGCACUUUCUAAAAAAUUGCAUUUAUAUUUUAUAUUUAUUAUUGAUUUGGCCAUGCAGGGUCUUAGUGGCGGCGCACAGGAUCUUCAGUCUUCCUUGGAGCACACAGGUUCUUUUCGUUGCAGCAUAUUAACUCAUAGUUGCAGCAUUUGGGAUCUAGUUCCCUGACUAGGGAACCCAGGUCCCCUGCAAUGGGAGCUCGGAAUCUUAGCCACUGAACCACCAGGGAAGUUCUGGGGUGCACUUUUAUGCAGGGAGGAUUUAGAGCAUCAUCUGAAUAAAGACCUGAAAGGGGCUGACAGAGAGGGCCAUGCAGAGGUCUGGAGAGCGAGUGGGAGGCAUUCCAGGUAGAAAGAAUGGCAAACAAAGGUGCUAGAGUAGGAGCAGUUGUGGUUCAGUUGCCAAGUUGUGUCCGACUCUGCGACCCCAUGGACUGCAGCACGCCAGGCCCCCCUGUCCCUCACCAUCUCCCAGAGUGUGCCCAAGUUCAUG